AUGUCUUCAAAUACCAAGUUCACCAAUGUCAAUCGAAACCCAAAUGACACCACUGAAAUUGACAAUACAGAGUCCAUCGCCAAUCGAGAGCUGGUCGCUAAUCUAGAGCCCGUCUCUGAUGCUCCCAAUACCGUUCCUGUUGUAAAUGAUUUCCGCAGUGAAGCCGAUAACGCCUCUUUGAGCUCCUCUGGAACAGACUACACAUCUCUUCAGUCAAGCGUCCUGGAUUAUGAAUACGAAAAUGGCCGCCGAUACCAGAAUUACCGCAGGGGGGAAUACUUGCUUCCCAAUGAUGAAGACGAGCAAGAUCGCAUGGAUUUCCUACACCAUAUCUACGGAAUGAUUCUGAGCGGGGAGCUGCAUGUCGCGCCAAUUGGUGAUGUUCAUCGCGUGCUGGACAUUGGGACUGGAACAGGCAUCUGGGCCAUGGACUUUGCCGACCAGCACCCAGCUGCAGAGGUAAUCGGGAACGACUUGAGUCCCAUCCAGCCUGGAUGGGUGCCUGCCAACUGUGUCUUUGAAGUAGAUGAUUUCGAGGCCGAAUGGCAAUAUAGCCGCCCCUUUGAUUAUAUCCAUGGGCGUGAGCUUGCUGGAUCGAUCAAGGAUAUCAAUCACCUGGCUGUACAGGCAUUCAAUAAUCUAAAGCCACGAGGAUACUUUGAGCUUCAGUCAUUCGCCGUGAAGCAGUUUUCAGAUGACGGCUCUCUAGAAAAGAAGGGACCUUUUACAAUUCAGCUCGCCGAGCUGAUUAAAGAGGCAGGCUUGAAAUUUGGUAAGCCGAUGCAGGAUAUCGACACUUGGGGUGAAGCAUUAAAGUCGGCCGGCUUUAUUGACAUCAUUACCAAAGUAGUCAAGGCUCCUCUGACUGCGUGGCCAAAGGAUGAAAAGCAAAAGAGAAUUGGGCGGUUUCUCCAGUCUCAUACAAAUCAAGCCUUGGGUUCUUACCUCCCUGGGAUUCUCACAACCGUCCUCGGAUGGGCAAAGGAGGAGGUUGAUUUGAUGGCAGCCAAAGUGCGGAAUGAGCUGGCAGACCAGUCGAUUCAUCAAUACGGGAAGGUGUAUUUCAUCUAUGGGAAAAGGCCAUAA
Penicilliopsis zonata CBS 506.65 is the source of this 1086-nucleotide messenger RNA. RefSeq lists its product as hypothetical. The record is from RefSeq and is a predicted model, not a curated record. The transcript is spliced from 4 exons. Lineage: Eukaryota; Fungi; Ascomycota; Eurotiomycetes; Eurotiales; Aspergillaceae. Gene Ontology annotation, molecular function: methyltransferase activity. Bases 1 to 1086 code for a protein of 361 amino acids.